AUGGACCCACUUGCUGAUAUUAGGAAAUGGAGGCAUCUUCAUGAGAUGCUUGAGCAAGAUUUGAAGUAUUGCAAGAGCAUUAAGGCCUUCAUUGUGUCUGGAAGGUUGGUUCCAGCUAAUGAUGUUCUAGCUACACUGUAUUCUCUACCAGAUAAAGUGGUAGAUACUGUCGGUAUUACGUCAUUGCCAUCUGAAGAUUCUAUAUUUGAAAGGCGAAGGAAAUUGGACUUCCUUCAUAUGCAGGAAGAACUGAUGAAGGAGGAAAAUAAAAGGAGGAAGAGAGAGAAAGAAGAGCAAGCCAAGAUGAAGGAAAUUAAAGCCAGUGAAGAGGAUUUGGCAUUGAAAGAGAUGAUUAUUCCAACAGCAAAAGAAGCACGAGAACAAGCAAGGGCAAGGACACUAGAAAAGGAAGAGAAGAUCUGCGAAAUAAGUUGUGCAUUGGCUGUUUUGGCUUCUGCAUCUUCAGUUAGUAGGGAGCGUGAAGCGUUCCUGAGACUUGUCAAUUUGGAGAUUGAACUUUACAAUGGCAUGGUGGAGAAAGAGGGUACAGAUGGUGAAAAGGAUGCCUUGAAGGCAUAUAAAGUUGCUCAUGAUGAAAGUGACAGUACUUCUGUUGAGGCUGAAGGUGACGAGGUUUCAUCAGCGCUUAUAGACAAGGUGGAUGCAAUGCUUCAAAACCUUGAGACGGAAAUUGAUUAUAUAUGCGCAUAUUGGUGA
Molecule: messenger RNA, 717 nt
Organism: Prunus armeniaca (apricot)
Lineage: Eukaryota; Viridiplantae; Streptophyta; Magnoliopsida; Rosales; Rosaceae
Source: the annotation of a GenBank genome assembly